Pseudo-nitzschia multistriata is the source of this 7569-nucleotide messenger RNA. The record is from the annotation of a GenBank genome assembly. NCBI's taxonomy places the organism in Eukaryota, Bacillariophyta, Bacillariophyceae, Bacillariales, Bacillariaceae.
CAUCUCGUAGUACACAAAAAAUCUGUUGCACGCCGACUCUAGAAAUAGAAGAACAGAGCGAUAAUCCAGGGAGGCAAUCUAGCUUGAACGGCUUGCUGAAACUAGGAUUGUGUCGAUCGGUCGUGUCCUACUUGAAAAAUCAAGGACAGCGCGUAAACAAAUGCUAUGAACAAUCACAAUAAUCCCAACACGAUGAAUGAUGGGGGAGGACUGAUGCCUCUACCAUCGCAACCACCGAACCAUCCGGGUGCUUCGAUUCCCCACCAGAAUCAAGCAGUGUACGGACAAUAUGCCCUCGAGCAGCAGCCACAGCAGCGAGCGCAACAAUAUUCGCAGCAAACGCAGCAGCCAAGGCAGGUUCUUCAACAAAAUCACCAGCAAGUACAGCAGACAAUUCUAGGAAGCGAAGGUGUUGUGAUGAGGGAACAGCAACAGAUUACACAGGGUGCUCCAUUGGCCAAUUCCCCCAAUCCCAAUGCGAAUCUGAACGGAGCUAUUGCGAAUCCAGGUCAUUUCCAGCAGCAGCAGCAGCAGCAACAACAACAGCAACCACAGCCACAGGAGCAGACAGCCACUGAAGCCGUCCAGGAAAAGUUUAAGGGUUUGAUGAAAAAAGCCAAAGACAACCUUCCAAACUCCAACAAGAAACCAUUGGGACCCAACCUAGGGUUUAAACCAACCGCGGCAAUGGCCCAGCGACACGAAGACGCCUUGGUCAGUGGCAAAAGACCGCUCUAUCAAUUUCAGGUAUGUAUACUUCGUCUUCUUGGCGGAUUCAACUGCUUUCGACUCGUUGUAUCGUAUCCGUGGCCGAUGAAUUGCGUCGCUAAUGAUUCAUUGUUUGCCGAUUGAAAUGGUAUAGAUAACGAAACUUCGAACCUGGAGAACGGGGUACACCCGUUUGCUGUGUUUGUACGACGACCAUUUCUCGACGGUCGACCCAGAUAGCCAUCAGGUCACCAACACCUGGAACUACGGACAGCUGACGGAUUUCAUAGCGGUUGAAAAGGAUCAGUUUUUGCUGCAGGUCACGUCGGACAAACUAAAAUUUCAGUGCCAUCACGUCGAUCGUUCCAUGGCCCUUUCGGCCCUGUUGCAAUGCAAAGACGAACACGACAAUAACCCCGAAAAAAGCGGCAGCGUCGCUCCUGGAAUGAAUAAAUCCGCUCCCAUCAUAUUGUGCAAUAGGUGGACGCGCCACGGACACGUGGUGCCGUCGUCUCUUCGAUUGACUCCGUACGGUCUGGUCGAGAUUCAUCCCAUUUCGAAAUUAAGUAUGCAGACGUAUCGAUUUAUAGACAUCUCUGCCAUUUCGUUUCUUUCGGACGAUCAGACCGGAGUAAUUUUGCAUUUAAAGACUAGAAAGGCCCGGCUGUUUUGUUUUACCAACAAGUCACGAUCCGACAUUGUAAUGUGGAUGAGGCAAGCGGAAGAUCGAAUCGGCCUGGAGUUGCACAUGACCGACUCCUGUACGCUCCAAGAGUGGAAAGAUCGUAGGCGACAGGAGCAACGUCCGAAGAAGACUGUCCCCGUAGCAACGGAAUGGAUGGUGACAAAACAAUCUAGGCGUCACGACAUCAGUGUGGUUGGUGCGGCAUCGGGCAAAGGUUGGCCGGGCGGUGUCGUGAACCGGCGCUUGUGCAUUACGGGAACGGGCGAGGUCCUCGAAAAGGACGAAUCAGGUGCGAUCGUUUCGAUACGACAAUUGUCGGGAUUGUACGCAAUUGUUCGGCCAUCGGCGGCUGGUGAUACCAUCUGGUUGGAAUACGGCGAUGGUCACUCCAAAAAAUACUCGUCGAAAUCCAGAGAUUCCCUCCUCGUGUCGCUCUUGGAUGCCGCCACCACUCUCGGGAAGAACAGAAAGGUAGGUUCCAAUUCUUCGUCCAACAAAAAAACAUUUUGUCAGGUCGCGCUCUAGUCGCACAACAUUGAAAAACUCAAUCCUAAUGUUGUUGUUGUGGUCACAGGUUCAAGUGUCAGAUGUUCCAUCGGGAGGCUACUGUUUAGCGAGUUUUUCAACCAUGUCGACCCCUGAAAAGAGUGGGGGUAUAUUUCAACCGAUUUCGAUUCCCCUGCAUUGUCUGAAGCGGGUUCAUACAGUGGGUACCGCUGCCUUUUCUUACAUGAACUGUAGCACAGAAUCCUCUACAGAGGACGGUGUUCCCAUGAACCCCAUUAGUGAAUGUCGCAACGUAGUUGAGAUUUGUCGGGAAUUUAAUGCGAGCGUUUUGCCAACCGCAGAAGGCCUUCCGAGAGCAGAAAAUGACAAACAAGUCUUKGGAUCGAUUGGAUCAUUAUGGGGUUUGGUAGCMUGGCUCCUAGAAUCCAAAAAGGAUCGAAAUCUAGCCGAGCAAGCUGCUGGACCCAUACUUCAAACAUUGCAUCGUCUAUCCAAAACUCCUGCCGGCUAUAGGAGUUCGAUCGAACUUGCCACUUUUCUUGAUUGCAUACCACUACUAUUGACAAUUGACAAUGCGUUCUCGAAGUUCUGGGCCUUUCGUACAAUCACUGUUUUGCUUUCGGGUCUUCCGGGGAAGCUUCGUGACAAGGAAAUCGAGUAUGUGAACAAGUCGGUCAUCUUUAAUGCCGGCGGACCGCGGAUUGUUCACGAUAUGGUGCAGUCAAUACUUGACCAAGGUGGCUCGGACUUACUUCGAAUGGUGAUGAGUGACAUAUUGCAAUCUGUUUUGUGCUCUUGCGCAGAUACAACAAGUCCCGAGGUAUUUGCAAGCUUCAUGAAAGCGUUGGGAGAAAAUUAUUCGGCACUUUUGAAUACGCUGUAUCAACAAACCCCGUUUGUACUAGAAAACUCAGCACUUCUCUUGCAUCUUCUAAACACCCACGCUCCAACAGUCGCAGAUGCCAUUCGAGAAGCUUCCCUUGCGUCCGGUAUCCUUCUUCAUCAUUUUCACGCGGCAAUAUUUAGCCCAAUGGCCGGUCAGCGCUUCCUUUCCAGAUUUCUUUGUAGCCUCUGGUUAUCGGGACCCAUGAAUUGCGACGAAAAGAAGCUUUUGAAACGAAUGGUUCCGAGAGGCUUUAUCCCAUACCUCAAGAUGCCGCCCCUGAGUCGGGCAGAAGAAGAACAGCUUGAUGUUAUCGAACAAGAUGUCAUUGAAGAAAAUAUUCCUGAAGGCGCAGGGACCAGCGAUCAAAUGACGGGUGCUGCUGGUACAAAUACUGCUCGACUGCGUUCAAGAAUUGCUCUGGCCAGAGCGACCUCAAUUCAUGGCGUGCAGCAGAAGCAAACCCCUGAGAAUUUCAGGGUGUUUUUUCAUACAUUGACGCAAGACCAUAACCUACCAGAUUUGAUUUGGAAUCAGCAAACACGACGGGAGCUACGCAUAGGUUUGGAGAGUGAAAUUCAAUACAUUUACCGAGAAACAGAGGCUCGUGGCAUGGACAAAAUUGCCUGGAAUCACCAGCAAUACACAAUUGAUUAUCCUUCGUUGGAUACUGAGCUUAGUGUGGGCAGCGUUUACAUGAGGCUGUGGCUUGAAGCGGGUGACGGAUUUAUAAAGACAUGGGAUGAACCCCUUCGAUUGUUCGAAUUGCUAUUCCGGAGGCUACUGUGUGAACUUGAUCGCAACACGAAGGUAACCGUCAUGUGCGUGAGGUGUCUUGAAAGAUUGUAUGCCGUUCAUGGAGAAAAAAUUGGCGCAUUUCCAGACGUAAUGAUUUUGAUUCGAUCGAUGGCUUCUACUCGCAAUAUUGAGACGCAACACAGGCUUCUCGGUCUUCUUGCAACGAUUUUGGGAGUUCGACAAGAUGGCGAAGGAGAUGACGACUGCGUCAACGUCCCAGAAAAUGCUGAGCAAUUAUUGAAUGUUGAUAGUAUUGAACAGCUCUGCCAGUUUGUUGCAUGGGGUCACACGAAUGGUGUUCAGGUUGGAAACCUCAUGACCACUCUUUUAGAAGCUACACAACCUAAGUCUGUAUUGAUAACAGAUGGUAGUCAGACUCAACCGAGUGGUUACGCCCACGCAAUAUCCGGUAAGCCUUCGAUUUCUGUCCGUAAUGCGGGAUGCCCUCCUGUUUGGUUUGUUGCAACAACACACAGGAUUCCUCCUCCACCAGAAACUGUUCGAGGACCGUUUCAAGUUUCAGAAUUAAAGAAAAUGAUGGAAUCCGGAGAAAUUUCUCCAUUUACUCUUGUUACCUCCACUCAUGUCGAAAGCUAUGAGGAAGAAGAUGGAACAAGUAAUGCAGGUUCGAUUCAGAUUGAUACAGGUAAAUGGAAACGCUUGGAUGAAAUCUGGCAACUUCGCUGGCAGCUUUGUACCGAUGGAAACGAUACGGGAAUCUAUUCUCCAUCCGAGGUGGCGAAACGCGCCGUUCUCUCGUUGACUCGACUUGUUGAUCUUCAUCGUAGUCUGGACUCGCGUGGUCUUCCUUACUACCCAAUUCCAAUCGCAAAACGAAUCAUUUGUGGCUUGAGCAAAGAUCCAUUUUCAAGUACGAGUGGAGAGACGGUCGACAAGCGCGUAUCCUUUUUGUCUGUCAUAGCUCAGUCGAUAUUGUGUAAUGAUCCCGAUGUCGUCGACAGAGCGUCAAACCUUCUUUUCAACUUGACGCAAUACAAUGAAGAAGCAACAUCGAAACUAUACUUGACAGGUGUUUAUUUCUUCAUGGCAUGUUACACGGGAAGUAAUUUCCUAGCGCUGGCGAGAUUGAUUCAUUCUACGCACCUUGAUCAACACUUUCGAUCAGGGUAUGCUGCUGCUGCUAAGAAUGACGAGCUACCAAUUAAGGACCGAAGCGUGUUGGGUGGCUUGUUACCAGAUGGGGUUCUUUACAUUCUUAUGAACUAUGGAAUUGAACGAUUUAGUGAUGUUUUUGUUGGAUAUAGCGAUAACCCAGAAGUUAUCUGGGACUUGGAGAUGCGAAAACACUUGAUCGAAAUGGUUCGUCAACAUCUGGGUGAUUUCCCGAAACGUCUUUGGCAAAAUACUACAACGCAGUACGAAUACUGUCCAAUGCCUAGCGUUGCUUAUAAGCGGCUCAAGAAAGAGAUAUUUUGUCACAACUACUAUUUGAGGAACCUUUGUGAUGAGGUACGAUUCCCUGACUGGCCGAUAUCGGAACCUGUCGAAGUUUUCCGGUCCUGUCUCGAAGAAUUCAAGAAACAAAUGUAUCGCGAUGAAAGUGACGAGGAAGAGGCCCUGCAAGAAGCAACUAAGAUACUGAGUUUGAAGCCUGGAGACAGUAGCAAAGAGUUGCGCAAAUCGUACCGAAUGUUGGCUCGGAAAUAUCACCCUGAUAAGGUAUGUUAUUGUAUUAUGGUUUGGUUACAUCGAUUUGCUCCAUAAUUGAAGGUCUAACGCGCUAUUGUUUUCACCCAUCAGAAUCCUGCCGGUAGAGAAAUGUUCGAAGCAGUUCAGAAGGCAUAUGAAUUGCUACUUCCUAUCAUUGAGAGUGGACAAAAAUUGAAAAUAUUCCACGACCAGGGGGUCGGCGCCAACGAUUAUGGGAACGUGUCGUCAAAUUGCGCUGAGGGAUUUUCUGGCGGUAGAUCACAGAUGGAGACACUGCAACUUUUGAUCAAGACACAGGUACUGAUCUGUAGACGAUUCGAAGUAGAAAUUGGAAAAUACAAGUAUCCGGCGUAUCAGCUUCUUCUUUCGUGCUUAAAGUUGCCUGAUACUUGUAUCGAAGCGCGAAAAGUUGUUGACGAGGGAGCUGAAAUUUUUUCAUCAGCCUUGUUCAUGGAACAAAGAGCACUAUUCGUCAGAGAUUGUCUUGAUCUUCUCUUUCGAACAUGUCUUGUAUCUCCGUUAAAUGCCGAAGAGCUUGUCUCAGAGUUGGGAGUUCCUAUUCUUUAUUCCGUCUUCGACUUCUACUUGCAUGCAGGAGGCUUGCUCCAAAACAGAACUGGAGACAUUUCAGGGAAGGCAGGGGACGAUGUAGUGUACGAAAUUCUUUCCACUGUUGUACACACAAUCGCCGGUGUUGCAUUUUACGAGAGUGGACGUCGCGCAAUUGAAUCAUUACCUAAUCUUUCCGAAUUCUGCAUCAAUUGGAGGAGGUGCAUUGAUGGGAAAUAUCUUUCAAAACCAAAGAGAGUUAAUGAUUCAUCUCUAAAGAGAUUCGCUGUGGAGGGUAUUGCAAAUAUGGGAAGAUCAGCUAUACUUCAGAAAGUACUAGUAGGUUCAGGAAUUAUUUGGCCACUCGGUAAAUUCCUCCUCGGAUACGAUCCCACGUUGGACGAAUCGUCGGCCCCACGUGAUAGCAUCGAAGAUGAUAUAGGCGCAUCCCAAGCUUCAAACAAUACGUUGGCAAGACUUUCCGCAAGAGCACUUGGCAUGCUGUCGGGCUCUUUACAAGAUCCUAAGUUGGUGACACCCAAAUAUCCAGAACUCCAGGCAGCUUUGAACAUAAUGCUGACAAGUCCAAUUGCUCUUCUACUACGAAAUAAGCGUACGAGUGAGAUAUUGCGAAUUCUGAAUACAAAUCUAGAAUCACCUGCUAAGAUAUGGAACGUUGAGAUGAGAGGGGAACUGAUGGCAUUGCUGUCGUCAAUGGAGACCAAUAGACCUGAAGGCGAAGUGCAAAAUCUUGCUGAUGAGUUGAAUGCAUUAAAUGGAUUCAAGUACAGUUCGCUGAAAAACGAGUUACAAAUUGGUGGAAUAUAUGUUCGAGUCUUCAACAAAGUUGGAGUUGAUAAAGGAAAUCUUCGAGAUGUUGACGACCCGGAGUUCUUUGCGAAGGAAUUAAUAAAGUAUAUCGCAAGGUGUGUAAAUGACUUCGACGGUCUUCCACCCGACUGGAUUGAAUUGAAGUUGCCUACUACAAAGGCAGAGGAGGACAUUGUAUUGAGUGAUUCUCUCGAAACAGUACCUAUCACGGAUCGGCGAUUCAUCAUGGUAAUGUCUGCUCUAAGACUAAUGAUUAGGGCCGAAAGUGGCGUCGAAGAUACAAUCUAUGCGCCAUCAGUACUCCUUUCGCUUCUCGAACUACCGCAGGAUUCUGAGGUGAGAUAUUUUUUACAAUUGUGAAUCUCUUGACUUAAGAUUCGGAAGAGAUAAUUUGAUUUCUUACACUAUUCUCUUCAUUUUUUACAGGCAUUUGAGAUUGGUUGUGAUGUGCUCUCAAUUCUUACUUCCAGGCAAGGUUUUGUAAACACCGUUGCCAACGAAGGGGCGUUAUGGAGGCUACUAAGAAUUCUAGAGAGACCGGGAGUAUCUGAUGAUUCCUCGUCGUUAGAUUCAAGUACUAGGGAUGACAUGCUGAAGAAAGAGAGAGGAUGGAAUUUUCUCGAGACUCUGUCAUCCUCACCAUCAAUUUCACCGAAGAUUUUAGAAUCUUCUGCGUGGCUAGAGCUACUUGGUAUCUUGGUGGGAUAUUCGAAUUUUACGAAAGUCUGGAUUGCUCGGGUCGGUGCAGCAAAAAUAAUUUCUCGUCUUCUAUGGGAUCCGAAGACCGGUCAAACUUUAGGUAGGUCCGAAAGUGUCCACGAAAAUACUUUAGAUUCACAACUAACUCUCACAUCAUACCAAUGUUUUUCUCAACAUCAUUGGGAUAAAAGCAUCUUUGCUUGAGCAUUUCUUGCCGUCAAGUCUGAUUGUGAUUUUG